This is a messenger RNA of Gossypium arboreum, 820 nucleotides long. Its product is annotated as putative F-box protein At1g67623. The coding region runs from base 155 to 700 and encodes 181 amino acids. The transcript has a single exon. Lineage: Eukaryota; Viridiplantae; Streptophyta; Magnoliopsida; Malvales; Malvaceae. The record is from RefSeq and is a predicted model, not a curated record.
GUGGGCCAAUAAUAAUUAUUAAAUGAAUUAUAGGAUAUUGUUUUCCUAAUUCUUCACCGAAAUUCUCAAGCAUGCCGCAUCCAAUUCCAUCGCUGAUUUCAUCAGCGUCAAGUUAUGUUGUAAAGCUUUUGAACGGGCAUCAAACUACGUUUCAAUGGAGAAAGUUGGCUUAGUUCCGUGGCGUAAAUGCGAGAAAGGCUUUCAAAAAAGAUGUAAAGCUGCCAACAAUGCUGAAGCUUUAUACAGGAAAGGAAUGAUCAAUUGUUUUAGUCGAAGGAAAUCGGAGUCCGGCCUCCGUUAUUUGAAGAAAGCAACCGAGAAAGGUCAUGUGGAAGCCGUAUAUACUUACGGUAUUAUCUUGAUUUGUUUGGGUGGUGAGCUAAGUAAACAAGGACUUCGAGUUCUAUCAUCCCUUCAUCUUCCAAAACCUAACGAAGGUAGUUCAAGGAUGAUUGCGAGCUGUCGUUCAAAAACGGAAAAGUUUUUGAGGUGCAUGUGGGUGCAUGUUGCAUUGACAGGACCCAAAGGGAUUUGCUGCAAUUGUGAUUGUGACAUUGAGGAAAAACCCAACCAUUCAACUUCUACGGAAUGCCAAACUUGGGACGCAAGCAACGACGUCGGCCAUUGUUGUGAUUAUUGCUUUUGGGACCGUGAAGCAAAUUUGUUUUGUAGUUUGCUUAGGAAAUAUUUAGUUAAUUGAAGUCUAGUCCCCGGUUGGCCUAGUGCAUGUAAUCUAAGCUAUUUCUCAAUAUAUUCUUUUAGCACACCAUGAAAAUUCAACCAAUCAAACUAUAGAUGAUGACAUAUCAUCAUUUUUUUA